Messenger RNA from Umbelopsis ramanniana AG, 1767 nucleotides. RefSeq lists its product as uncharacterized. Gene Ontology annotation, molecular function: manganese ion transmembrane transporter activity; cadmium ion transmembrane transporter activity. Gene Ontology annotation, biological process: iron ion transport; intracellular manganese ion homeostasis. Gene Ontology annotation, cellular component: membrane. Bases 14 to 1663 code for a protein of 549 amino acids. NCBI's taxonomy places the organism in Eukaryota, Fungi, Mucoromycota, Umbelopsidomycetes, Umbelopsidales, Umbelopsidaceae. The record is from RefSeq and is a predicted model, not a curated record. The transcript is spliced from 3 exons.
CUUGCCCUUCAGCAUGUUGCCGCACCUUCAAUUCAUGCGGGGAUUCAAGAACAUGUUUGGUUCUUGCAAGCAAACCCUGACCUACUUUCUUCGCUUUGUUGGUCCGGGAUUCAUAGUUGCUGUAGGUUACCUAGAUCCUGGCAAUUGGGCAUCAGACGCAGAAGCUGGAUCGCAGUUCGGUUACAAGUUACUCUUCAUUAUACUGCUAUCAAAUAUAAUGGCCAUAUACCUUCAAUACCUAGCAAUCCGUUUAGGCACCGUUUCUGGACUUGAUUUAUCGCAAGCUUGUAGGAAGUUUCUGCCUCGUUGGCUCAACUUCGUAUUAUACCUAUUAUGUGAAGCUGCUAUCGUGUCAUGCGAUUUAGCUGAGGUUAUUGGAAGUGCUAUUGCUCUCAAUCUUCUGUUUAACCUGGCUCUUCCCAUUGGAGUCGCUAUUACUGGCUUGGAUGUUUUAAUCAUCCUAGCUUUUUACAAAGAUGAUACCAAAAGCUUACGCAUCGUUCGAUUGUUUGAAGUAUUUGUUAUGAUCUUGGUCUUGACCGUUGGUAUUUGCUUUACCAUAGAACUUGUGUAUUCAAAACCAGUUGGUGUUGAUGUUCUGAAAGGCUAUCUUCCUUCACGCGAUAUAUUUACUGAUUCGAGUAUGCUCUAUGUUGCUAUCAGUAUAAUAGGAGCCACCGUGAUGCCUCAUAAUCUUUACCUCCACUCAAGCCUUGUUCAAGCCCGCUGUGGGAACUGGAAGAACACCAGACCAAGUUUACACGACGCAAUUGAUAUCAAACAAUCCCAAGAUGCUCUUGAUUCCGACAUUAAGAGGCAUUUACGAUAUUCAUUUUGGGAUUUGUUUAUAGCACUCUUGUUCGCCUUCUUCGUCAACUCUGCCAUUUUGAUUGUAUUUUCGGCGAACUUUUACUCAGCAUCAUCACAACAUGUUGUCGGAGACCUGUUUGAAGCCCACGCAUUACUGCAACAAUAUUUGGGAUCAGCCGCAGCUGUAAUUUUUGCAUUGGCAUUGUUAUGUUCCGGACAAAGUUCUACCCUGACCGCGACAUUGGCCGGCCAAAUCAUCAUGUCCGGAUUUUUGGGCAUGACCAGUCGACCUUGGUUACGAAGGCUUGUAACUCGCCUCAUUGCUAUUGUACCGGCCAUGAUCGCCGCUGCUGUAAGUGGAAAGGAAGGACUGAGUAACAUGUUGAUUGCAAGCCAAGUUGCUCUUAGUAUACAACUUCCAUUUGCUGUCAUCCCUUUGGUCAUCUUCACUGGUAUGAAGAGAGUCAUGACCAUUAGCGUCUACAAAGAUGAAGAAAGUCCUAAACGCUUGGAUUCAGAAAUAGCGGAUAAUAACAGCGAUGACGAUAAUAGCAAGAGUUUCAAAUCAGGAAAGUCCACCAAUAUUGGCAGUAGACCUGCAUCAAUGAUACAACAUACAAAUGAACACGCUUUAGAGAUGGACAUCAUGACAGUUCCGUCUAAAGAAUCCAACAACAUAGUCAAACCGACUGGUACAAUUAGCGAACUUGAGGAGAUCGGUAUUCAAGAGUUGGAGCCACUACUGUACAUAAAUAAUCGCAUUACAAAUGUUGCAUCAGCCAUUGUAUCCCUAAUCAUAGUAGGUCUCAAUGCAUAUCUAGUGGUAACGCUUUUCAUGGGCACGUCAGGCUAGAUCAUUUACAUUUGUACAUACAUUUGCCAUUCCCACUCACUCAGUCUUGUAAUUUUUUCACUCCACUUUUUAUUAUAUCUUGUUUGUAAUAAAAUCCAAUCAUC